This is a messenger RNA of Funneliformis mosseae, 753 nucleotides long. The record is from the annotation of a GenBank genome assembly. NCBI's taxonomy places the organism in Eukaryota, Fungi, Glomeromycota, Glomeromycetes, Glomerales, Glomeraceae.
AUGUCAUUUCACUCUAGUGCGUCUGAACGAGUUUUACCACCCAUCAUGACACUUGACAAAUCGUCCUCUGUUUCCCAUUCCAAUAAUGGCGUGCCGGCACCAGUUUUGCCUCCAGUUUCUUGUCUCGCGCCUCCCAUACCUCCUCUACUCUCUCCGAUAACGCCACCACCCGAUUUUAACAAAAAUUCAUCUCGCAGUUUAACCUCUCUACACAUCUCACAAUCACAAUCUUAUAUUUCUCCUCCUCAGUCCGAACGUACGUCGCCGCAUUCUUCGGCUCACAGUCACUUUCAUUUUCAUAAUGACGCGCCAUCUUCUCAACAACAAUAUGUUGACCAGCAACAAUCGCAACCUUUCUCCCCCACAAGAGCUGCUGGCAGCGCGCCAUCACAAUUGGUCAUGUCCACAUCUCAUAUUACUCAUCCCUCACAUCAUUCCAAUCUAUUGGUGAGACCAAAUCACCAUCCUUAUUCUCAUCCCAUGUAUCAUCAAGGAAGGCCAGGGGUUGAUCCUGCUAGCGAAUUGUUGGCCGAAAAGCGACGUCGUAAUGCCGGUGCUUCCGCACGUUUCAGAGAUCGUCGAAAGCAACGUGAGAGAGAAAUGCAAGAAAAAUGUCAAUUUCUCGAAAGAAGGGUUCAAGAAUUGGAAAGUACGGAUAGUGCCAAACGUAUUGCUGAAUUAGAAAAGAAAUUGGAGGAUGCUAAUGAAGAAAAAAACGUUGCAAAUCAAAAAUUACAAGAAUUAGAGAAAGAG